GACUCACCAGAAUCCCAGAAGGUGAAAUCAAGAGCUCUCAGCCUCAUUUAGUCAAGACAACAGCAGACUGAUCGCCAGAGAACUUUACAAAGACUUGCAGCAUACCAACAAGUUGGACCCGGAUAAAAAACUCUCUUCAAUAGUCAACAACCCUGGGCACCACGCUGAGGGAGUGUUCACCUGCCCAGGCAGACUGAAAGCUGCAUGGACACACCUGGCUGAGGACAUCUGAGGAGUUAAGUACCCAGCACGGGUUGUUUUUUUUUAUGCCCCCAGAUUAUUUUUGCAUUUUUAGGUAAUAAGCAUCAAAUUGUGUCUCAGUUUAAAAGUUUUAUUUUUUCCUAGCAAUUUGCUUUAAGUUGAACAUAUUUUAGAUGAUGGGCUCUGAAGGAGAAGCUAACUCCUAAGGAAGAAAGAAGAGACAGCAGAGAACAUUAGAGAAAAAAAAAAGAUUAUUUUGAAUGACUAGUUAGGGUGCUGUGUUUCUUGAGAGAAUUUGGCUUAUGUCAUACAUACUAUUCCAGUAUCAGUGAAGAGAGGAGUGCCUGAAGGAAGAAAAGGAAGCCUGAGGUCUCUGGGAAGAAGCACAAAGUCAGAACAGUUAACUUUAUUCUUAAGGACUCACAUCAAGCAAGAAGAGAGGUCAAGGGAGAAGGCAAGAGAAGUCUAGUAGCAGGAGGGACAGAAGCCACAGAGAGCUGGCUGACUGAAUUCCUAGGACAGGUAUCCAGGUGAGACGUAUUUUUGGGGUUACUUGGAAAAGUUUGGCUUGUGAAUCAGUUUCCCUGGUGACUUCACACAUCCACUGCUGGUUGUCUUUUACCUCUUUUCCCCUUCAUUCUUGUGUGGCACCCAGAAGCUGACCUCUGCUUCUGAGAUCCAGCUGAGGGAGAUAUGAUGUGUUGGAAGGCCCUGAGAGUCAGCCUGGUGGUUUUGGCUGGGUGGGCAUUCAGUACCACCAGCUCGGAGCUGGGCAGGACACGCAAGAAAUUCCUGGCCCAUAGGGGACAACUGAACCAGGUGCUGUUGGAAGGGGAACACUGUUGGCUGGGAACCAAGAUUCGAAGACCCAGAACUGCUCCUCAGCAUCAUCUCUUUGGGGUCUACCCAAGCCGACCAGAAAGCUACCUAAGACCCUACGCUGUCGGGAAGAAGCAAAGCUCAUACACAGGAUGGAGUCAACCAGGCAUGGAGAGACAGGCUCGGAGUGUGGAUCCCCGAGACCUGACUGAGAACCCAGCAGAAGCGAGGAGGGAGUCUGAGCAGCCAGCUGCCCUGUGGGUAGGGGAUGGUCCUAUUGGGCAAUCAGAGCUGCUGAGAGAUGAUGACACUUAUCUUGGCAACGGAGGAUCCAAGGAGGCUCUAGGUGAGCCUGUGACUCGGGGAAGCUCGGAAGCUACUGCCUCAACCAUUACCACCUUUGCAUACCAGAAAAGACCCACAGAGGAGACCCGGAGGAAGCACCAGGUCAGGUCUAGGCUUCCUCGCCAAGUGCUGAAGAGGCAGGCAGAAGAUAUGACCAGAGACCCCCAGAAUUCCCCUCUAGAUUUCCAGCUCUGGCCUAAGGAUCCCCUUAAGCAUGGAGAUAGUGACAGUCCAUUGGAGGGCACCAUGCAAAAUGGUGGAGGGGGCUCUGCCUGGGGAGUAGAGACCUUUAACCCCCAAGGAGGAUUGCCUGUACUGUACUUCUCUGGGAAGAGGGAGCGGCUGCUGCUGCGUCCAGAAGUGCUGGCUGAGAUUCCCCGGGAGGCGUUCACUGUGGAAGCCUGGGUGAGACCAGAGGGAGGACAGAACAACCCAGCCAUCAUUGCAGGUGUGUUUGAUAACUGCUCCCACACAGCCAAUGACAAGGGCUGGGCCCUGGGGAUUCGCUUGGGGAAGGACAAGGGGAGGAGAGAUGCUCGCUUCUUCUUUUCUCUCCGCACUGACCGGGUGAAGAAGGCUACUAUUGUGACUGGCCACAGCCGCUACCAACCAGGCACAUGGGCUCAUGUGGCAGCCACUUACGAUGGACAGCAUAUAGCUUUGUAUGUGGAUGGCACUCGAGUGGCUAGUAGUCCUGAUCAGUCUGGUCCACUGAAUAGCCCUUUCAUGGCAUCCUGCCGCUCCCUACUCCUAGGAGGGGACAGCUCCGAGGAUGGGCAUUAUUUCCGUGGAUAUUUGGGCACGCUGGUCAUCUGGUCUACUGCUCUCUCACAAGCCCACCUCCAGCACAGUUCCCAGCAUCCAAGUCGAGCAGAUGAGCUGACCACCUUGAUUCUAACAGCCACUUUCAACCCUCUCAAGGAACAGUGGGCCCCCUUUAGAGAUGAGACAUAUCCCCGGCUGGAGAUUCUCCAGGACUCUGACUCACAGCCUGAGAUUCUGUCACCUUUGCAGCCUCCACUUUGUGGGCAAACAGCUUGUGACAAUGUGGAACUGAUCUCCCAGUACAAUGAGCAUGGGCCCCUUCGAGGGGAGAAAGUGAUCCGCUACCAGGUGGUAAACAUCUGUGAUGAUGAGGGACUGCAUCCCAUUGUGAGCACUGAGCAGAUCCGCCGGCAGCACGAAGCACUGAAUAAAGCCUUCAGCCGCUACAAUAUCAGCUGGCAGCUGAGUGUCCAUCCGGUCCAUAACUCCACCCUUCGCCACCGGGUUGUGCUCGUUAAUUGUGAGCCCAGCAAGAUUGGCAAUGACCACUGUGACCCUGAGUGUGAGCAUCCUCUCACUGGCUACGAUGGGGGUGAUUGCCGCCUGCAGGGCCGCUGCUACUCCUGGAAUCGCAGGGAUGGCCUCUGUCACGUAGAGUGCAACAACAUGCUGAAUGAUUUUGAUGACGGGGACUGCUGUGAUCCUGCAGUGACUGAUGUCCGCAAGACUUGCUUUGACCCCGACUCGCCCAAGAGAGCAUACAUGAGUGUAAAGGAGCUAAAGGAGGCCUUGCUGCUCAACAGUACUCAUUUCCUCAAUGUCUACUUUGCCAACUCAGUAGGGGAGGACCUUGCAGGUGCUGCUACAUGGCCUUGGGAAAAAGAAGCUGUUAGUCACUUGGGUGGUGUUGUCCUCAACCCAGCUUAUUAUGGCAUGCCUGGUCAUACCAAUACCAUGAUCCAUGAGGUGGGGCAUGUCCUGGGACUCUACCAUGUUUUCAAAGGAGUCAGUGAAAGAGAAUCCUGUGAUGACCCCUGUAGAGAGACAGUGCCGUCCAUGGAGACAGGAGACCUGUGUGCUGACACUGCUCCUACACCCAAGAGUAAGCUGUGUCGGGACCCAGAACCAGCUAACGACACCUGUGGUUUUACCCACUUCUCAGGGGCUCCAUUCAAUAACUACAUGAGCUACACAGAUGAUGAGUGCACUGACAGUUUCACACCUAACCAAGUGGCCCGGAUGCAUUGCUAUUUGGACCUCGUAUACCAGCAAUGGAGUGAAAGCAGAAAGCCCACCCCCAUUCCCAUCCCACCCAUGGUUAUUGGGCAAACCCAAAAGUCCCUCACCAUCCACUGGCUGCCUCCUAUUAGUGGAGUUGUGUAUGACAGGACCCCUGGCAGUAUGUGUGAUGCCUGUACUGAAGAUGGGACAUUCCAUCAAUAUGGAUACAAGGCUUCCUCUGGGCGGGUGUGUGACUCUUCAGGUUACUGGACUCCCGAGGAGGCUGUGGGACCCCCUGAUGUGGAUCAGCCCUGUGAGCCUAGCUUGCAGGCUUGGAGUCCUGAACUUCAUCUGUACCACAUGAAUAUGACUGUGCCCUGCCCAGCAGAAGGUUGUAGCUUGGAGCUGCUUUUCCAACACCCAGUCCAAGCUGAUACCCUCACACUCUGGGUGACUUACCUCUCCACGAACUCCUCCCAGGCACUCUUUGACAUAGAGAUCUUGCUAGAAUUCAAGGAAUCUGUACACCUUGGUCCCUUUAACACUUUUUGUGACACACCACUCACUAUCAAACUCCACGUGGAUGGGAAGGUCUUGGGAGUGAAAGUCUACACCCUUGAUGAACGAAUGGAAAUUGAUGCUGCUCUCCUGACUUCUCAACCCCAUAGUUCCUUGUGUUCUGGAUGCAGGCCUGUGAGUUAUCAAGUACUCCGAGAGCCUCCCUUUUCCAGUGGCUUACCCAUGGUGGUGACACACCCGCACAGGAAGUUCACAGACAUGGAGGUCAUGCCCGGGCAGAUGUAUAAGUACCAAGUUCAAGCUGAAGCUGGAGGGGAAUUUGGAGAAGCUUCACCUCCUCUGAGCCACAUUCAUGGAAGACCUUACUGUGGAGAUGGGAAGGUGGAAAGGAGUAUGGGAGAAAUGUGCGAUGAUGGAGACCUGUUGAAUGGAGAUGGGUGCUCAAGAGUGUGUCAAUUGGAGGAAGGCUUCAAUUGUGUGGGGGAGCCAAGCCUUUGCUACAGGCAUGAGGGAGAUGGAAUUUGUGAACCUUUUGAGAAGGAAACUAGCAUCAUCGACUGUGGCCUCCAUACUCCUGAAGGACACUUGGACCAGUGGGCUACUCAAGCUUAUUCCUACCAUGAAGACAAGAAGAAGUGUCCUGUUUCCGUGGUAACAGGAGAACCUCAUUCAAUGAUUUGUACUUCACAUCAUCCAGAUUCAUUCCCAAAUCGUCUCUCUCUUGGAUGGUUUCCCUGUGUCUUCAGUUUGAAGACAGCCCAGGAGGAAGGCAGUGAGAAGUCUGAAGAUAGCCUGCAGAAGGACAAUGAGAUUUGGCUCGAAGUGUGUUUCGAUAGACCAGGAAUUGCAGAGGCAAUUUUCCUUUUCUUGGCAUCUGAUGGCCUGGACCUUGGGAAGCAUCAGCAGUCAACAGUGACCCUCUAUCUAGUUGAUGUCACUGGGAGCAACCACUCUCUUGGAACUUAUGAACUGUCGUGUCAACAUAAUCCACUGGUUAUCAAUGUGAGCCAUCACGUGAAUGUCUGCCCUCACCACACCUCUUCCAUGCUGCUGAAUUUUUCAUCCCCAUUGGUGGGCAUCUCAGCAGUGGCUCUAAGGACAUCUUCCCACACCAGUCCUUCUGCUACCAGUAACUGUAUCCCAGAGAAAAAUCAUCAGGGACAGAGCUGUGCCCAACGACCAUGUGGAGAACAGGGAAGAUGUACACCAUUGCUACUUGAUCAUGCAGACAUGGUAAAUUGUACCUCCAGUGGCCCAGGUCACAUGAAGUGUGCUAUCACUUGUCAAAGGGGGUAUGUUCUUCAGACCAGCAGUGGGCAGUACCUCAGGACCAUGCAGAAAGGGAUUCUCCUCACUUGUUCCUCUGGCCACUGGGACAAGGAUGUGAGCUGCGUGCGCAUUGACUGUGGUGUCCCAGACUCGUCAUUGGUGAAUUAUGCAAAUUUCUCCUGCUUGGAGGGCACUGACUUUCAGAAACGCUGUUCCAUUUCAUGUGUCCCACCAGCCAAGCUCCAAGGACUGAGCCCGUGGCUGACCUGUCUUGAAGAUGGACUGUGGUCUCUCCCGGAAGUCUACUGCAAGUUGGAAUGUGAUGCUCCUCCGGUUAUUCCAAAUGCAAAUUUGCUCCUGCCAAAUUGCCUAGAAGGCAACCAUGAUGUGGGCACCAUCUGCAGAUAUGAAUGCAAACCAGGCUACUAUGUGAUGGAAGGUACAGGGAGUCAAAGCAGGAAUAAAUUCCUGAAGAUACAAUGCCUGGAUGAUGGUACCUGGGAACAAAGGAGCUGCAUCCCAGUGGUGUGUGAGCCUCCUUCUCCUGUUUUUGAAGGCAUGUAUGAAUGCACCAAUGGCUUCAAGCUGGACAGCCAGUGUGUGCUCAACUGUAACCAGGAAAUGGAAAGGACUCCCAUCCUCUGCACUAAAGAGGGGCUAUGGACCCAGGAGUUCAAGUUGUGUGAAAACCUGCAAGGGGAAUGCCCACCACCCCCUUCAGAGCUGAAUUUUGUGGAGUACAAGUGUGGACAGGGAUAUGGGAUUGGUGCAGUGUGUUUCCCGUUAUGUGUAGUCCCCCCUAGUGACCCUGUGAUGCUGCCAGAGAAUGUGACUACUGACACUUUGGAGCACUGGAUGGAACCUGUCAAAGUCCAGAGCAUCGUGUGUACUGGCCGGCGUCAGUGGCACCCAGAUCCCUCCCUGGUCUACUGUAUCCAGUCAUGUGAGCCUUUCCAAGCAGAUGGUUGGUGUGACACUAUCAAUAACCGGGCCUAUUGCCACUAUGAUGGGGGAGACUGCUGCUCUUCCACACUAUCUUCCAAGAAGGUCAUUCCAUUUGCUGCUGACUGUGACCUGGAUGAAUGCACCUGUCGAGAUCCUAAGGCAGAAGAAAAUCAGUCACUUUAGGACCAGAGCCCAUCCUGCUCUGCCCCUGGAGGCAGACUAAGAGAGAGGCUCCCAUGGCAGGACAUGAAGGGUGAAUGAACAAUACAGGUUCCAUGGUGGAACAAAGAGCCUUUAGGAAAUGCAAGAGAAUGUUUGUAGGUGCCAAUUAAUGCAUUACAUAGUCGAGGUAGGGAGGAAUUAUAGGCAAAAGUUUCUGUAAAAAAGCAAAAAUAAAAACAAUUGAUUAGAAGUGGAAGGAGAAAUGUGACAGACGGGACCCUCUUUCCCAUUUGUACUCUACUCUUUUCUCAACUCUCACUCUUUCCCACUCUGCACAUUUUCAGUGGCUCAACCCCACCCAAUGUGUAAAACAAUAUCAAAAUAUUAGAAGAUAAAAUGCCAGGGACACUCUGUUAAUCCCCACUCCAGAUGGGCUGUCAUCUUUCAGGGCUCAUCUAUUCUAAACUGGCCCUUUGCCUUCCUUUUGUGUAGUCUCUCUUAAAUAAUGAAGUUAGCUAUGUCUUUAUAAGUAUUUAAACAUAAUUAUAUAAAUAUAUUAUAUAUUUUGCUGUUUACUAAGCUAAAAAUUAUCCAUCAUUCCACACAUGCUGCUGUGAAGUUCAUGUCCAGAUGGAUACUGAAGCUUCGAGAACAGAAAGAAAGGUUCUUUUGCUCUCCUUCUAUUGACAGGGAUUGGCAGGUUGGAUAGGUAUAGGAGAGAGUAGAUGCAAUCCUGGGUCCUGGCUUGUCAGCUAAUCAUCAUUUUAUGACCUGGGAGCUGAACCUACUAAAAGGAGAGAGAUUUUGCAUGCUAACACCAAGAGGCAUGGAAAGUUACAAAUGGGAACCGGUUUGGCAGGUCUAGUAGAGCCAGACAAUGGUUUCUAAGUAUCCAUCAAAAGGAAUAUACAAAUUCCCCACUUCUCAGAACUCUCAGAGCUGGUGAAGUCCAGGGUCUUUUCCACUUCUCUAGGUGCCUAGUCCAAGUGUAGCUGCCAGCCAGCCAGUCAAAAAAUUUGUAUUAGGGCUCAUUCUCUGAACACCAGGCUCACAGGAACUUACACCCUCUUCAUACUUGGCCAGUUGGUGUCUGUCCUUGUUGGAAGUUCCAAAGUCUGGCUAUCAUUCAUAGCCACAUCACCAACUGUGGAUUUUAUGAGAAAAGAAAAGACUUUGGACAUCCAAUAGGAGAAAGGUAAAAAGAGAUAAAAGAAUGGAGAGGGAUGGAGGAGCCAAAGGCUGUCAGAGAGGAAAGAGGUCAAGAUUGAAUCAGGUUUGAGGGUUAGAGGAUGGAAUGAGUGAAUAAGUCCUUGUUCCAAGUGUCCAAAGAAGGCCAGAGUGAUCUCAGAGCAAUGAGAUAAAUCCAAUUCAAGUAGCAAUGCAUAGAGUUUGUGACCCAGUAAGCGAGCUUAGGAAACAUGGAGCGAGGGUGACACUCUGUGGGGAUAAAGAAGAAUUUCAACUAUUUGGGGUCCAUUAUGUUUGUAUUUGCCAUUUCUUGUUCAAUAGCUAUAUAUGGACUACACACAAAACCAUCACAGUGACUCUUCUGUUUCCAUCCAUCUUAGGCUCACAUUUUCCCAUGGGGUCUGUUCUAGGUGUUUUUUUUUUAUUACAAUAGUUCCUGGUUCAGACAUAAAAAGAGAGUAAGCAGUUUCUCCUGUCUAACAUUGGUCUUGUCCUCUUGUGGAGGCUCUGAGCUCUGUCUGAUCUAAAUUUUUCUUCAGUGGAAACUGAGACCAGGCAAAACCUGUAGCCACCUCUGGUAUCUCCACAUUCUCUCCUUUGUUCUCCUUAUUUUUCAUUAUCAAUGAGGGAACUAACCCAUAAAAGGAGAAAAGAAACAUUACUUACCAUCAUCAACAUAUUACCCCGACUACACACGUGAAGAGCACUAUUCUGUAAUGACCGUGGAUAUGGAAAGGUACACAUACUUACCCAUGUGUCAGUGUAAUGCGGACAACAAUGUCAUUGAGAAAGGGAAGACCAGAGUUUGUCCAUCCAAAAUUCCUCUGUUGCCUCAAUUCCUAGCUAUAAGGUAAACAGUUGCUUAAGUGCUCUUCACUUCCUGUCACAUGUAGUGCCCUCAGUCAGGAGAGACAACUCACAUAUAUUUGUGGAUCCUGGUAAGUUUAAAAUAGAAAAAAGCAGCAGAAAAGUUUAGAUUCUCUACUAUUACUAACACACACACACACACACACAUACACACACACACACACUAAAAUUGUUUUCUUGGAGAAACAUCCAAAUUUUAGGAUGGCUUGAGCAAUCUUGACAGAGGAGACAGAGAUGGAGAUGAGCAAUAGUUAUCCUGGGCAAUGCUAUGGCCCCGUGGGUAUGAGUACACAAUGCUCACCAAUGUGUGUCCAUACUCAGCCUCUUUGUCAAGUUCAUUAACAGGAACAGGGAGGACAUUUCCAUCCCAUAUAUCAUUUUAAGAUACUUUGUUCUUUCUUGGCAACUUUCACCCUGCCCUGGGAAGGCAAGAGGACAGUUUCUGGGGUGUGUGAAAAUUUCCUCAGCCUGAAGGCCACUUAGCCAUAAUCAGCUAGAGAUAGUGGCAAUGGUCAUGUCUAGACUUUGUCCCCAGGCCCCAGUGUUUGGAGCAACUCAAGUCCCUAAUAAAGAAAAUGAUCAUAGAUCCUAGGGACAGCUUGCUCUUGUCCCCAUGUGAUUGUCUGCAUUUCAUUUCUCUUACACAUCCAUAAUGCCAUCCAGGGCCCUUCACAGAGGCUCGUCUGUCUCUUUGUUCCAGAGUCACUUCUCUGUUUCUUCCUGUUCUUAGUAACUAAGUUCUGAGGUCCACAUGACCCAAGGUUGGCUAACUUCGAUGAUUAGCAUGACAGCCUUCAAUUACAGACACAGGAAAGAGGUUAUCAAGGACGAUGUACAGAUCCUGGCAAAGAAAGCAGUGAGUGAAGAGUCUCCUUCUCUUUCCAGCAUUACAAGGCGUUGGUCUUGACACUCAUCUAUUCUGUGUGAUCGAUCACUAGUGUGUCACUUAGCACCCAAGGGGAUAGUUUGAUUGAAACACAGUGAAAGGAGCUGAUCUACUGUAUUGUAAUGUAAAACAGCUACAGCCAGUUAUUUUAUAAGAUUAUAAAUUGUUCAUUAAAAAAACAGCACACAAAACA
Messenger RNA from Mesocricetus auratus (golden hamster), 9380 nucleotides. RefSeq names its product pappalysin 2 (gene Pappa2). Gene Ontology annotation, molecular function: metallopeptidase activity. The transcript is spliced from 22 exons. The record is from RefSeq and is a predicted model, not a curated record. The coding region runs from base 895 to 6267 and encodes 1790 amino acids. NCBI's taxonomy places the organism in Eukaryota, Metazoa, Chordata, Mammalia, Rodentia, Cricetidae.